Messenger RNA from Mirounga angustirostris (Northern elephant seal), 2628 nucleotides. It is a transcript of the gene RTL5, whose product is annotated as retrotransposon Gag like 5. The transcript has a single exon. The coding region runs from base 406 to 2091 and encodes 561 amino acids. The record is from RefSeq and is a predicted model, not a curated record. NCBI's taxonomy places the organism in Eukaryota, Metazoa, Chordata, Mammalia, Carnivora, Phocidae.
UUUUCCUCGACAGAUCCUGCCGCAGUGCACUCCCUCCCGCUCCGCCAGCCUCCGCUCGCCCCGCCGCCGCCUGCCGCCUGCCGCCCGCCGCCCGCCGCCCGCGUCCUCGGCUCCCGGCGCCUCCCGGCUCCCGCCGCCGCCCGCCCGCCCUCUCCGAUCCGAUCCCCGGGACGAGGUAAAGCGCCCCGGGCCGAGCCGCUGGGCCCUCCGGCCGGAGCGCCCGCCCUCCGAGCUCGCCCCAGUGGGUGUGGCUCGGCCUCUCCCGCGCCCCGCCGCGGCGCUCCGCUCCCCUCCCCCCGCACGCGCUCCGCCGCCGCAUUUCAGCCUCCUCUCGCGGCCUCCAGCUCCCCACCCCCCUCCGCCUGCGCCCCCGCCCUCAGACCCGGGGCCCCUGAGCUAAUCCUGAUGUCCGAGGCCGCCGGAAAUCUAAACAGCCUGCGCAUGGCGAACGUGGCCCUGCGAGAAGAAUUAAAUGCCCUUCGCGGGGAGAAUGCCAAUCUGGGCCUUCAGCUCGGAAGAGCCCUAGCCGAGGUUAACUCCUUGCGGGGCAACGUGUCGAGCUACAUCCGCUGGCCAGUGCCGGUGGUGCCCGUCCUUGCCGAGGAGAACUUUGAGUUCCCGCUCAGCGAGAUCGACGCAGUUCCCGAGGGGGAGCUGCCUUUCUUGUGCUGGCCCCCCCCCCGCGCGGAGCCCGAGUACGCCUCGGACGAACUGUUGAUUAGCGUGAUCCAGGACUGCGGUACCUCCGACGCGCCCGUCGACCCUCCCCCGCUGGCCCUCCCGCCCCCGCCGGCGCUGCCCCCGCCCCCAGCCAAGGAGCUGCCCGCGCAGCCUCCUCUGCCGCCGCUGGAGCGGCCCGAGUUAGAGCCCUUCUCGGGCGACCCGGUCUACCUGGCCGAAUUCUUGAUGAAGCUAGAGACCUUCAUAGCUGACCACGAGGAUCAUUUCCCCGGGGGCGCCGAGCGGGUGGCCUUUCUGAUCUCCUUUUUCGCGGGCCAAGCCAAGAACUGGGCCAUCUCGGUCACCCGGGAAGGAAGCCCCCUGCGUGCCAACUUCCCACGCUUCCUGGAUGAGAUCCGCAAGGAAUUCUGCGGCCCCAUCCCCCCGAGCGUGGCUAAAAAGGCCAUCCGCAAGCUCAGGCAAGGCCACUGUACCCUAGGCAGCUAUGCAGAUGCUUUUCAGUUCCUGGCCCAGUUCUUGUCUUGGGAUGACUGCCGCCUUCAAAACCAGUUCCUUAAAGGCCUGUCAGAAUUCUUCCGCAAGGAGCUCUUAUGGUCCACUGAAAUGGCCGACCUGGAUGAGCUGAUUCUCGAGUGUGUGGAGAUAGAGAGGAAAGUGCGCGUGCCCAAGCCGAUCCCGCUCCCGGGGGUCCGCAACAUCUUCUUCCCUUUCGCUGCGGACCCUAACGAAGACAGUGAUGAGGAAGAUUUCCACAGUGACGAAGAUGAAGAGACACGCAGGCGCAGGCUUUACGACAGGGAGCAGCGGAGGCGCGUGAGAGCUCUUCAGGAGGAGGCGAGGGAGGAGGAGGAGAAGAGGAAGAAGCAGGAAGAGAUGCGGAAGAAGCAGCUGGAGGAGAUGAAGAAGAAACUGGAAGAGAAGGAAGAGGAGGACGAGGACGAGGAGGUGGACGUGGACGAGGAGGUGGACGUGGAGACAGUCAAGGAUGAAGAGAACAAGGGUGAAUUUGUGUGCCCGGUCCCGCAGCCAGAUCCCGACGCCGACCAGGAGGGGGACCAGGAGCCGGAACCAGAGUCAGAGGAUGAGACCCAAGACGAUGACCUGGACGAGAUGAUGGAGAUGGAGCCGACCGUUGCCCACGCGUCAUCCCAGACCACUGGCUACUACCACGAGAAUUUCCUAGAUGCUUCGCCUCCCAUAGUGCAGCCCAGCAGGAGGAGGAACCAGAAUCGCGUCCCGCUCCUGGAGGGCCUUCCGGGCACUAAUUCGCCCUUCUACAGUUCGCCCCCGCUGAUUCGCCGCGCGGGUCGCCUGGGGCAACGCCAAAUUCGAAGGCGGCCCCCCGUGCUGUUCCGCCUCACUCCGAGACAGGGGGGCCACCGGGCCGCCCGUGGCCGAAUUCGCGUGUGAGAGCCGGGGCGAGCUCGCCGCGCAGAACACACCCUUCUACAGCGUCCCCUGCCCCCGCUAUCGCUGCCACGCCUGCCCUAUUUGCUGACCAGUACUUGAGGGAGUUCCAGACCUGUGGAGCCCGAAGAAGACCUACAGAACUCCAGAGCGUCUUGCACCCGUGACCAGAGAGUGACACGUGUCCAGGCAAGGCCACCCGAGAAAGAAGGGAUCAGCAGUAGCUGUCCUCCUGGAGUGCGCUCUGCUCAGUCUUGCCACGAGCUAGAGAGCAGGUUUCUGGCCUGUUCCCAUAAAAGAACUGGUCGCCCUCUUGUAAUUUCCCCUCUGGUUGUUCCUAACCCUCACCUCUCCUGCGUUUAGUCACCCUGUGUUCUACGGUUUUAUCCUCGGACUGGUUCACCAGGACUGCACCCAAUGCCUCACUGAUCUGCCCCCACGAGCGAAAGGACAGGCUACGCCGAACUCCUAAAGCCAUUGAGGCCACUGACUCGAUACAAUCGACAGAGAGCAGGAUGGUAUCAAGAGAUGUACGAGAAG